Messenger RNA from Nilaparvata lugens (brown planthopper), 1503 nucleotides. Its product is annotated as fork head domain transcription factor slp2-like. The coding region runs from base 238 to 1338 and encodes 366 amino acids. Gene Ontology annotation, cellular component: nucleus. The record is from RefSeq and is a predicted model, not a curated record. The transcript has a single exon. Gene Ontology annotation, biological process: regulation of transcription by RNA polymerase II. NCBI's taxonomy places the organism in Eukaryota, Metazoa, Arthropoda, Insecta, Hemiptera, Delphacidae. Gene Ontology annotation, molecular function: sequence-specific double-stranded DNA binding; DNA-binding transcription factor activity.
UCUUAGCGGUAACACGUGCUCCGAUGGUUCCUCUAGAAACCUUAGGUUCGAAGUGAAAGUCCACCAAGUUAAUAACCAUCGUGUGUUUUGUAUCAGUAAAUAGUGUAUUAGAAUUAAAUUCUCUAAGUAUAGGAUUGUAUCAGUUCGAGAGGAUAUUCGAAUUAAAUUCUCUCAAAGUGCAGUUUUCUUUCGUGUUGUGUACGAAGUUCCCAUAGAGUCACAGUGGAGGAAAACAGUAUGGUGAAGAUAGACAUUAUCGAAAACCCCAUAAUGGCCCGUACGCCUUUAAAAUCAUCGUUCAGUAUCAGUUCCAUUCUCCCAGAAACGGCCAGUCGACCACCCAGUCCGCUGUCAUCACCUGGCAUCAGUUCCUCGGCGGAGAUGAGCGACGUAGACGUGGAAUCCGAUCUGGAUGUAACGGGGGAUGGAGAUACACCGCCACCCCUCGACUGCACCCUGUCCUCCUCACCGAAAGGAGAAGGUAAAGACGGGAAGACGACUGUCGAAAAUGGGAAGACAAAUGAGGAGAAGAAGAAAAACGAGAAGCCACCCUACAGUUACAACGCGUUAAUCAUGAUGGCGAUCAGACAGAGCCCCGAGAAGAGGUUAACUUUGAACGGAAUCUACGAAUACAUCAUGAGGAAUUUCCCGUACUACCGUGACAACAAACAAGGCUGGCAGAACUCCAUCAGACAUAACCUCAGUUUGAACAAAUGUUUUGUGAAAGUACCUCGCCAUUACGACGACCCCGGUAAAGGCAACUACUGGAUGUUGGACCCCAGCAGUGAGGAUGUGUUCAUCGGAGGUACCACGGGGAAGUUGAGGAGAAGGUCGACCGCAGCCUCCAGGAGUCGCCUGGCAGCCUUCAAGAGGACGGUCGUCCUGGGAGCGGCAGGUCUCUACCCGGGGGCACCAGGAGGCCCCUUCACGAAUCCCGCGGGAUGGGGGAUAUCACCCUUGGGACAACUCUACUGCAACCCGGCUGCCUUGUACCAUCGUUACCCGGGUUACCCAUACCCUGGACUUCUACAACCUCUACCAAAACCGACACCCAUCCCCGCACAUGCGUUCUCCAUGGAGCGACUCCUGGGUGACACCACGACGAGCCCCCCGACCCCUAGUGGACCGCCUCCAGCUUCUAUCGCCCUCAGACCCUCCGUGUAUCCUCCCGGGUACCAGGACAUCUACGCCACCCUCAGGCAUCACCAGCAGAUGGUGGCGGCGAGUUUACAACACCAGACGCAACCUCCAGUUACGACCUCGGCCUCCUCUAGUCCUGAGCCUCCACGGAGCCUCUUCAAGCCUGUCACCGUCCUCACACCCCGGCCCUCCAGCUAGGAUACUCGUCAUCUGUAAGUCGUUGCUAAUUUAUAAGUUAUUGCUGUGAUCUCUUUAAGUUCGUUUAGGUAGGUGAUAUAUGACUGACUACUCUCCGAUCGUUAUUUAUGUAGAUUUAUCAAUUUUCUUUUAAUUUUCAAUUCUAUCCAAUGUUCUCCGAUUGAU